GGCGUCCCGCGAGCGAGUCAGUCGUCACGGAGCGAGUGGGCUGUGGGGGUUUUGGUGGGCGCGCUGGAUGUCAGCCUGGCCGGAGAGAGUGGGGUUGGGGCUUAGUGUUUAGUACUCUCGGUUCUCCGGGGUAUGAUGGCAGCGGGGACUUCUUCCUAUUACCGGGGCGGUCUGCAGCCCCUCAAGGCCACCUUCCCUUUCCAGCUGCAGCAGCGACGAAGUGGAGAUGGGGGCCGGGCAGCUAGCGUUCCAUGUGCUACUGGCCCCAUUGAGAAGGCAUGCCGGAAUAGACCUCCCAGAGUGAGGCGCACUUCUUCCCUGGACAACGUCCUUGGAUCAUACCUCCUGGGUCAAUGGCCCCGGGAUGCUGAAGGAGUCACUGUAGCACAUAUGCGGGACAAGUCUACCCAGACUCCUGUGUCCUGGCAUGAAGCAGAGGCAGGAAGGGCUGCAGCCCAUAAGCGUUCUGCCUCUUGGAACAGCAUGGAUCAUCGUAAAGAGAUUGCUAAACUGAAGCAGCAGCUCCAGCGAACAAAACUCAGUGCCUGCAACAGCAAAGAGAAAGACCAGAGCUCCCCCAUCCAGGGGGAUCACACGGUGCUCUUGUCAACUAAGGUUUCACCACCAGCUCCCUUUCCAGUCUUGGCUACUGUGUCUAUUAACCCCUGUUUUCACAACAGCCUUGAUGGUAUUAAUCAGGAAUUGGAAGAGGUGUUUGUAAAGGAACAAGGAGACGAGGAGCUUGUCAGGAUUCUGGAUGUCCCAGAUGGCCACAGGGCCCCAGCCCCACUCCAGGGAGUCAUGCAAGACUCCUUACUGCUCCAGCUGGAUCCCAACAGUAGCAGCUGUAGCAGCCUUUCUCUUUCUCCAUCCCCUUCAGCUGCAUCCAUGCAGUCUCCAAAAACUCCUGCCCGAGCAACAAUAGAGGAGGCCUCUCCCAGUGUGGUAGACAGACCCGUGCAGGAUACAAAGGGAAAAGAAGACAGUAACACUUCUCCAGUUGUUGCCUUUGCUCUGUCUCCUCGUCCCAACCACACCUAUGUGUUCAAGCGAGAACCUCCAGAGGGUUGUGAAAAAAUCCGUGCUUUUGAUGAAGUGAUGUCACCAUGUCCUGAUCAGCCUUUCCUGCCAUCCUGUCCUGAUAAGAACAAAGUCCACUUCAACCCGACCGGGUCUGCCUUUUGCCGAUUCAGCUUGGUGAAGCCUCUUAUUCCCAAUGUAGAGUUCCUGUUCAGAGACUUCCCUUCGUCUGCCAGUCCCAUGCCACCAGGCUCGUUCUCCUCAUGCCUGCCUACUUCCACAGUCCCAGUCCCCAGUUUGCAGAAAGACUCAAGGGGAGACGGUUUCAGUGAGGCCCCUCUGUCACCUCCACUGAACUUGGAACCGUCGUGGAACCGGCACCAGACUGAAGACAGUGUCCUCUUCCAUAGUUCUUUGGUUGUUUGAAGCUCAGGAAGUAAGGAAGACCCAAAAUCAAUCUGUGGUCCUUCUGUGGCCUGUGGAAAAAAGAGUGCCUUGGAAUUGGGAAAACUGAGCACUCCCAACAAACAGCCUUAAAAGUGCAGAUUGCCAAUCUUUUGUAACCACAAUAGGUUUGAUUCCUCUUAACCCCUGGUACUUAACACCCUUCCCUUCCCUAUGGGUUUGCGUCAGUUGUCCUUCUGCUAUUUCAAUGUCCAAAGAGCACCUAGUUUUCUCUAAUGGGAUAUUUUCACUAGGAGCCAUCAGAUUUGUGUCUCUGUUCGCUUGCUUAAUGGGGCAAGAGCUCAUUUAUAGUUCUUUAUUAAUGAUCUUAUCUUUCUCAGGCUUCCUUUGAACUAGGGAGUACAGAAGAGCUUACACAUAGCCAGAGGCGGUAUGCACUGAUUUGGUGGAGGACACCUGGGAAAAUAGUAGAGUCGGACAGUCUGUUUCCAGGGAUGUUAAUUAUACAAAAAUCCACAUUUAAGCCUCCUUUUUUGUACCUCUUUUUGACCUCUAUGGAAGUCGCAGGAACACAAUCGCCAAAUGCUUGAAGCAUUUUUCUUUUAAUGUUCAUGCUGUAACAGGUAGCUGAACAAGCAAACAUUCAGCUAGUGUGCCUUUUUGAGGUAGAUGCCUUCAGAUGGGUUUUCUUCUCUUAUGGAACAGGAACAGGGAAUCUCCUGAGAAUGUUGCUUCUACUAGAGUUCUGGAGAAGGAGACUGAAGUCCUAGGUUUGAAUUUCCCUGGUGGAAUGCAACUAUUUAUGGAAGGAGUAUAUAUUAUCUUUUCUUUUUAAAAUUACAGUAAGUUGGUUGGUCUAGCUACUGUCUUACACUCCUCCUCCUCUAACACGUGAGUUUGGGGAAUCUGCUUAACAUCAAUACCAACUUUUAAUGCACAUGCAAACACUCCAGAGAUCUGAGGCUCACUCACACCUACAUUUUGUGUCUUCCCCACCCACAAUAGAAAGGCCUUAGACCUGGUGUUGCCUUGACUGCAAAGUAUAUAAAGAAUGAGAGUGACUUUUCUUUGGUCAUGUUAAAACUUUUUGAUUGUAUUGAAAGGGUUUUCUUGAAUCUGAGAUUGAAAAACUAUAUUUUCAUUUGAAAACCAUAUUUUUGCAACUACUUUUGAAGUUUUGUAAUUUUAAUGUAUGUAUCACAAAAGGCUGAAUGGAGAAAAUGUUAGCCUCAGAGGGUUUUUUGGCCUUGUGUUGAGUUAGGGUUUUGCAUAUGUUGGUGUUUAAACCAAUUAAAAAAUUGUGCAUAUGA
Pogona vitticeps (central bearded dragon) is the source of this 2735-nucleotide messenger RNA. It is a transcript of the gene FAM117A, whose product is annotated as family with sequence similarity 117 member A. The record is from RefSeq and is a predicted model, not a curated record. Lineage: Eukaryota; Metazoa; Chordata; Lepidosauria; Squamata; Agamidae.